UACGGUUCUUUGCUUUGCACUUUGCUUAUCUCAUUUCCCUUUCAAACAAACUAUCCACAAUUCCCUCUAUUUAUAUUUAUAAUUAAAUAAUUAUAUUAUAUAAAAAUACAAAAAUAAAUGAUAUAGUAACUUCUUAAUUCAUACUUCUUACAAAAAAAAAAAAAAAGAAUUUCAUUUUUUUAUAUAUAAUUAUAUAUACAUACAAUAAUAUACGUGUAAAUCAGAUAUCGAAACACACACUACAAUUUUUUUUUUUUUUUUUGUAUCAGAGAAGAAACUUCUGAUCUUGUUCCCCCUUCUCUCUCUCUCUCUUUGCAACAAUUUUCCCUUAUUGCCUUUGUCUUCAGGAUGGUGAAUUAUUUUGUUCAUAUUUUUGGUUUUUAUAGUUUGAGAUGUGAAAAUUAGGGCUAGGAAUUGGGAGUUUUUUGUUGUGUUGUUUGUGUUUUGGGGGAUUUUUUUUUGGGUUAUUUGGAUGGGUAAUAAGUUGGGAAGGAGGAAGCAAGUGGUGGAUGAGAAGUACACUAGGCCUCAAGGGUUGUACCAACACAAAGAUGUGGAUAUCAAGAAGCUUAGAAAACUCAUUCUUGAUUCAAAGCUUGCACCUUGUUACCCUGGUGAUGAUGAUUGUCCUGGUGCUGAGCUUGAGGAAUGCCCCAUUUGCUUCUUGUACUAUCCAAGUUUAAACCGUUCAAGAUGUUGCAUGAAAGGCAUUUGUACAGAGUGUUUUUUGCAGAUGAAGACUCCCAAUUCAACCCGUCCAACACAAUGCCCGUUUUGUAAAACUUCAAACUAUGCGGUGGAAUAUCGUGGGGUAAAAACAAAGGAAGAAAAAGGGAUAGAGCAGAUUGAGGAACAACGAGUUAUAGAAGCCAAAAUAAGAAUGAGACAGCAGGAGCUGCAGGAUGAAGAAGAGAAAAUGCAUAAACGGAAAGAGCUUAGUUCUUCCAGUAGUAUUGCUGGUCCAAGUGAGAUUGAGUAUUGCUCUACAGCAGCCCCAGCUUUUGCUUCUGCUGUAGAAAGUGGAGAAAUCGUUACUUCUCAAGAGACAUGUGCAGCUCCAACAAUUAGACAACCUCCACGCAUGAGACAGAAUAGGGAGGAUGAUUUUGACUUGGAUCUUGAGGAUAUCAUGGUUAUGGAAGCCAUAUGGUUAUCCAUACAGGAGAAUGGCAGAAAUCGAAGUAUGGACUAUAGUGAUGUCGGUCCAUCAGAACAAUAUACAGAAGAAGAUCAUCGAUGUGUCCCAACAGUCAAUGCCCCAGCAGCUUCAGGCUCAUCUUCCUCUCCUUCUGGUGGUCUGGCUUGUGCAAUUGCAGCCCUUGCUGAGCGCCAGCAAAUGAGUGGAGAUUCCAGUAGCUACAGUCAGAACAUUUCAUCGUAUAAUGAGCAUCUCGCACGCGAUAGGUUUUCCAGUAGGGAGGAGCUAGAGAAUGAUGAUGAUUACCACCCUCAUACUGAGGGCACCAUGCAUGUUGCACCGGAAAGCCAGUUGCAAAUACCAAGGGAGGACGGUGAAUGGGCUGAUCAUGGUUCCAUGGUAGCCGAAGUUGGAACUAGUUAUGCAGUCUCUGACGAAAUGGAAGAUGAUGCUUCAUUCCCUCUGCAGGGUGAAAUGGUAAGCGAUCUUCAACCCACCACCAGUUCAAUAGUUCCUGAGAAUUUUGAAGAACAGAUGAUGUUAGCCAUGGCUGUUUCACUGGCCGAGGCAAGUGCACGGUCUAGUCCACCUGGGGUGGCCUGGCACUAGUAGUGCUAGGGGUUGUGAGGAUUCCACUUGUGCUACGUCGCCACUUAUCAAAAAGAAAAGAAAAAGAAAAAGGAAAAAAGACGAAAAAGAAAAUGCAACUAGUUUUUUACCCCUCUUCUCCUCUUACCUUUUUCCAUCUCCCUUUUCCUACGUGUCCUCCCUUUCGUAUUUCGGUAUACUGCUGUACGAAAACUGAGAAAUUGAUUCUAGUGAAUGAAAUGUUGCUUGAGCCCUGCA
Messenger RNA from Capsicum annuum, 1984 nucleotides. Its product is annotated as E3 ubiquitin-protein ligase DA2L. The coding region runs from base 473 to 1747 and encodes 424 amino acids. The transcript is spliced from 9 exons. NCBI's taxonomy places the organism in Eukaryota, Viridiplantae, Streptophyta, Magnoliopsida, Solanales, Solanaceae. Gene Ontology annotation, cellular component: cytoplasm. The record is from RefSeq and is a predicted model, not a curated record.